AGAGAACAGCGGCAUUUUUUUCGUUGCAUUCCGAAGAUAAUAGCAUUACAAUAUCCUUAUAUUGAGGAAUAAAAGCCGGCUCGUGAAAAUUAGAGUGUCUGAGGCAUUUAUAUUAUAGAAGCAACAACGGAAAAUUCGGAAUGGAAACGACGGAGGAGAACGAGCACGAUGUGCUAAAAAAAGUUUUAACGAACGAGGAAUUGGCGCAAAUACCGCAAGAAAUCUGCAGGAAACUCACUACUUAUUUUACCGAACAUUUUGAAGAAUAUUUAACUGCCAAAGCGGUCUUUCAACAUGGACGUCAAAGUCUCGAACAAAAAGUCGAAAAACUUCAAAAAGAAAAUGCAGAACAAAAACUUGAUCUGGACGAAUGCAAAGGAAAACUGGAACUUGCUGAAAGCUUUAGCUGUGAAUUACAAACUCGACUUGACGAAGCAAAGAAUGAAAUAUAUAAAUUACAAGAAUCUGUUAAGAGAUUGAGCAAAGAAAACUCGGAAUUCAGAAGACAGAGAGAUGCCGCAGUUGACGAAAGGGACACUUUACAGAUGCAAGCAGAAAGACGUGACAAUGAUGUGGAGAGAAUGCGCACAGAGCUUGCCUCACUGGGUAGUCAGUUGCAGGCAGCUGUGACGGCAAAAUGUCAGGCCCUUGCAAAAAUUGAGGAAAUUCAAAGCCGCGAAAUAACAGUCGAUUUUAAGGAAAAACGUUUCGAGCAAGAACGCACUCUCCUUUCGCAACAAAUAGCAAGUUUGGAAGAAGAAUUAUCUAAACGAACAUCAGAGUUACAAACGACACGUGCGGAAUCAUCGGCUCGUGCCCUUCUAACGAAUACGCGUUUGCAGCAACGAGACGAAGAGUUGCGAAUCGCGAACGAAGCGGUAUCACAGUUGCGUGAAGCAAUCGGCAAUUCACAGCGUCGCUCGGAUGAAUUGGCGCAAAAACUAGAGGAGCAACGAAGUCACGAACUUUCGAUGCACUCUUCGUACCGCGAGGAGGUUGGAGCACAAACGAGAUUAGCGGAUUUGUACAAGGGAAUGGCCGACGAGGCGAACGCGAAAGCUGAAGAAUUCAGCGAGGCUGUCAAAGAAUUGCAAUCGUUGUUGGAACAAGCGACCGAGCAGUAUGGCACUUUGGAAACGGAGUAUGGACAACUUAAGCAACAGCACGACGAAACAAUCGCUGAGAAUACGGAAAAAAUCAGAGAACUCGAAAAAGAAUUGGAACGGGCUAACGAAUUAUUGAAAAAUAUAAAGCAAGAACGAUUGGACCAAGCGGUUGAACAAUUGGCACCCACGGCAGCGAUUGCCAGUCGCGUACUGAAGAAAGGACUGAGCUUGACUCAAAUUUACACACAAUUGGUUGAUGCAACGAACGAGCUUGCGCUUGAGAGAGAAGAAAACGAACGUAUGAAAUCGCAGAUGGACGUCAUACUCCGGGAGCUGGAGGAAAAAGCACCGGCUGUGCAACAACAAAGAGAGGCACUCGAAUUGACGCUCGAAAAUAUCGCAACGCUGGAGAAUCAAUUAGAAGAAAUAAAUGCUGAGAACAAUCGUCUUCGCGAAACGGCUGAAGAGUCUGAUCGCAUGGCGAAACAUCAUACCAGAGAAAAUAUGCGUUUGAAGAGCGAGCUGGCUGAUCUUGCGAGACAAGUUUGCUUCCUUUUGAAAGAAUUGCAGGACAGUCGUGGCUCUGGUACAAUCAACACGAGCGGUGACUUUUCAACUUCAAUGGAAACGGACCUCUCCUCGUCCCAAAUAAUCAGCAAGAAACUCGUGACUUUCCGCGACAUUGAAGAAUUGCAAGAAAACAAUCAAAAACUUUUGUCAAUCGUGAGAACGCUCUCGUCGCGACAGGAAGAAAUUGAACGAGCCACCCACGAGAUCAACACCGGAGAAAUGAAGGAAAAACUUGACCUCUAUCUUGAACAACUCGCGGAUAUGCAAGCUGCGAUGGAUCGACAGACGAAAAUGGUCGACGGUCUGGUCAGACAACGCGACAUGUACAAAAACAUGUAUCAGCAAUCAUUGAAGCAAAGCAACGCUCCGGCACCCAAGGAAAAUUCCGAGUCGAUUGAAAAGGAAGAAACUCGUCCGAGCAACGAUGAGGAAUCGACCGAGGUAAAUAAAUCUGUCAAAGUAUCAACUGAGGAGAAAGAAAUGAUAGCCAAGUUGGAGAAAAAAGCAGUGGAAUUCGAGAUAAAAUGGAAGCAAGUAAGCGACGAGUAUGAGACUUACAAAAAAGAAAAAGCCGCUCACGAGCGCAUGAUCAGUGAGGAAGUUGACAGACUCCGUAAAGAGGCCGAAACAAAUUCAACUCGGUGCUGUCGGCUGAAAGCACAAUUGGACACUGCUAACGAACGCUUCGGUCUUUUACAAGCGAACGUUGCUUCCUACAAAUCGCAGAUUAAAACGCUCGAAGAAAAAUGUUCGAACUACAACACUACAAUUGGCAAACACGAACAGAGCUUGAUGAUUCUCAAAGACGAAGCAAUGUCAGCUCAAAGUCUUUUGUCACGAGCCGAGGUUAAGGUGGAAAAUCUGCGACAAGAACGUCAAUUGUUACGAGACUCCGAAAGCCGGUUGAUGAAAGAACGGGAAGUGCUUCAUCGUGAGAGACAAACUCAGGCGAUGCUCAGAGCCGAUGUCGAGUCUAUCAAAGCCAGUCUUGAACGUUCGCAAGCUGAAGGCCAAUUAAGAGCUGAACAACGCUUGGACGAUGCCACUCGCGAGUGCGCUGCUUUACGUCGUCGUCUCCAGGAAGAACAAGAUCGUUUCAGAGAACUGUCUUCUCACUUGGAACGUCAACUUACCCUCGCACAGGAACGUCUCAAGGAAGAACAUGAUUUGGCUGAACGUACGUGCAAUGAACUUGAAGAAGCCCGCAACGCGAAGGCUGAACUCGAAAGGAAGGCUGAAGAACUCGAGGCUAAAUUACGCGAGUCUGCUGCUAAUUCACGAGCCAAACCGAUCACAGGUGACGAGAAUCUCGCAAAGAGAUUGAAAGAAUUGGAAAUCCAGUUGGCGAACAGCAACGCAACGGUGCGAUCGUUAUCGGAACAGUUGAAGGCCUCGAGACAACAAAGUCAGCAAUAUUGCGACAUAGCCGAGAGUACGGAAGCCCAACUGCGAGAAUUGACUACUCAGCAUGAACAGACGAAACGGGAAUUGCAAACAACAUUGGAAUCCUCCCGCGAGGAAGCUGCCAACUUGGCCAAACGUGUCAAAGAACUAGAAGCCGAAUUGGUGAAAGCACAAAGCGGCCUUCAGGAAACGGACGCAGAAUUGCGCGAAAAAUUGAUCGCUGCCGAAGCCAAACUCGAAGAACUCGACGAAGUUAAAGGCGAACUCGAACUCAUUAAGAGUGAUCUGCAAAGCGCUUCACAGGCUGCCAAAGAAGCUGAGGAAAAAUAUGCCAGGGAGAUGGUUCUUCAUUCUGCUGAUUUGCAGACUCUUGCGAAGCUGAAGGAGGAAUCGCAGUCGGUGCAGCAAACUGUGGCCCAACUUAGUCAAGAGAAGUCGUCGGCGAUUGAAGCUCUGGAAAUGGCGAAGGCAACGUGGCAAGAGCGAGAAAAACGUUUGACGAGUGAAAUCGAAGAGGUGCAAAAGCGAGUAGACGAUCUUGACGCGCAGAACGCGUUGCUCCAUAACCAAAUUCAAGAAUUGAGUGAUCGCGCUGCGAUAAUGCAGAGCAAUCGUUCGUCGAUGGGUGGUCAGGAGAAUCUUGAUGUGAGUAUGGAACAGAUGAACCGUAGUUUCACUGGCCUCGAGGAAGAUUCUAAAUCAGCGGAACAACUGCUCAAGAUUAUAAAGUAUUUGAGACGCGAGAAGGAUUUGAUUGUUGCGAAAUUCGACGUACUCCGCGCGGAGAAUUUGCGAUUGAAAUCGCAGUGCGAAGUUGCGGAGAAACGUUUGAAAGAAACGGAAGCAAUGCUCAACGAUCAAAGAGAACAAUCUGAAAUCGACGUCGUAACGACCUCGAAACAUGCCGAAAUAUUGCGAAAGGUUGAGACCCUCAAUGCAAUCACGGAUUCGAACAGAGUGUUGAGAGAGGAACGCGAUGCUUUAGCAGCGAAAUUGGCAGAUCUUGAAGCGAAGGUAAACGUUUUUUCGGCCGAAGUGAUUCCUCUCCGGAAGAAAACUCGGGAUCUUACUGCAAAGUUGGAAGUUCUGACACAAGAGAACACGAGCAUAAAGGCGGACGUUGCGAGAUGGAGACAGAGAGCGAAUACUCUCGUGGAGAGAGCGAACAAAGCGAGCCCUGACGACUGGCGCAGACUGCAGACCGAGCGCGAAAAUCUCAGCAAAUUGCUCACUUCGGAACGCGAGACUCACGCUAAGCGUACGGAAGAAUUUAACGUUGUCAAAAUUGAAAAAUCCAGAAUGGAAGAACAACUGACGGCAUCUCAGAGACAAAUACAAGCGCAAACCGAGCAAAUUGCUAAAUUGUCGGAAGAAACGCGUAAACUCAGUUCAGAUCUGAACGAAUCGAUUGCCGAUUCGACCACCAAAUUGAAGGAUAUUGCGACGCUGAAGAAAGAACUGGCCGACAAAGAAGCCAUUUUGACAGACGUUAAGAACAAGGAGAUACAAAUACGUAAAAUCGCGAAGAAGUACAAAACGCAGUACGAGGAAUUGGCGAAGACGGUGGAGGAAGAAAAAACAAAGCUCGAAGAGUCCCAAGCAAUGGGAAGUACGAGCACAUCGGCGGAAGAGGCAGCGCAAUCUAAUCAAGAACGCGACAAUCAGUUGCGCGAGGAAGGCCGUUUGGAGUUGCGUCAAGCGAACGAAGAGCUUACCGCAAGAAUCGAAGAGUUGAACCGUCAAAUAGAAAGAGCACAAAGCGAGGCGGAUACGUUGAGAGCAGAGAUCGAAACGAUGAAACAAUCAGGUUUGGAGAAGGAAGAGCGCACGAAACAUUUGUUGAAAGGCGCACGAACGAAGAUCGUGCAAUUAGCGGAAGCCAAGAAAAAAUGUGACAGAGAAUUAGCAGAAUUGAAGGUGAAAAUAGAUUUCAACAAUGCGGAUCAGGACAGUAACGAAGCUGAUGCAAGAUUGGCUGCUCUUAAAUCUCAAAUGGAAGGAAGAAUAUCACGUUUGGAACACGAGAAAGCUGAAGCACACGCCGAAAAAGAAGCUAUGCUGCAACGAUACUCCCAGCUUCAAAGACAAUUAGCAGUUGGCGCUGGCAGCGUAGGUGCUACCAGUGAACCACCAACAGCCAACAUAAAACCGAUGUCCGCACGCGCAGAAACACCCCUCGCCAGCAUACGACCGAUGAGCGUGACUCCUCAAUCGCGAACCGCCGCUGUAUUGCCAACGACGGCGAGUAUUCCUGUUCUCGUGAAUCCUCAACAGCAGCAGCAGCAGCAGCAACAACAACAACAACAACAACAACAACAACAACAACAACAACAACAGCAACAACAGCAGCAGCAGCAACAACAACAACAGGUCGUCCACACGACAGAAACCAGUUCACCGACUAGCAGUCAUACAGAUUAUCAACCAGCGAGUACCAGCAGUACCGCAGUUUCCCAAACAGCACCGAGCAAUUUGCGACAACUCGCUGUUCAACCACAAUUAAGCGAAUCGGCGGAAUCUACCCAGCGAGAAGAGUCCGAAAACGUCGAAAGCAUCAGCGUCCCACAGGCGCAACAAGUCCAGCAGCAACAAGCCCAGCAACAACAACCGCAACAACAAUCGAGCUGCCAAAAUGCCCAGCAACAACAAGCGCAGCAACAGCAGCAGCAGCAGCAACAACAACAGCAACAACAACAGCAGCAACAGCAACAGCAGAUCCAACCUCAACCACAACAACACCAAGAUCAACAACCGCAAACCGUCGCCCUUGUCAGCCCUCGCGUCGAACAACAGAAUCAACAACAGCAGCAACAGCCCAUUCAACAACAACAAUCAAUCGCCACCAGCGAUCAACAACAAACUGUUGCCAGCAGCUCUACUCAGUCUGUGAGCACUUCUCAAACCUCCACUGGACACAAACGUCCCAGAUCACUCGAACCGACUGCUUCAGGCUCAGCUGACAACGAAACUCCCGAACACAGUAGAGAAGGACACGAGCCCAGCCCUAAUGCAAAACGUAGCAGAACUCAAGAAUUGGCCAGCACCGCUGCUACCACCAGCGGUUCUGACGUCGAGUAUCAAGUGCCAACUUCGAGCCAACGCGAUCAAGAUGAAGAAGUAGAAGACGGUUGUGUCGUAGUGGUCGAUUGUGACGAGGGCGAAGGUGGCAGUCAUCAUCAAGUACAAGAAGAAGAAGAAUUCGAUAACGAAGCUUACGAGGAAAUGGAAGAGGACGAGGAGGAAGAAGAAGAAGAGGAAGAGGAGGAAGAACUCCCUUAUGGCGUCGAAGUUGAAGUCGAAACUGACAACAACGAGGUAGAGAUAAUAAUGGAGGACGAUCCACGAAGCGUCGAAGUACCAAGACAACAGCAACAGGCUAUCCCGAUUAGCCAACCGCAGCAACAACAAUCCGAAGCCAUCAGCAGUGCUGGACCGACCGGAGAACCGAGUUCAGCUUUUGCUACGAGAUCGACGCGUGGGAUUGCUCCUAUGCCUCGACAACAGCAACAUUUGCUUUUACCCCAACAAGGAUAUGAAGACGGUGGCGAUGACAGUAUCGUGCCGAGUACACCGACCCUAUUCGUGCCACGUCGUGGUGAUGGAUUUGGCGAAGCUGUGAGUUCACCACAAGUACCCCAAGGACGUUUCACAUUCGGUGAUGCAGCUGCACCCACUGCUGCUUCUUCGACCCCGUCUCUCGCGACUCCAACGGGACCGACCGCGAGAACAAUGUUCGGUUCUUCGGGUUCUGGUCUGGCCCAAGUUGUGCAAGAAGGCAUGGACGAUACGCGCAUGGAUUUGACUCAACUCGAAGAUGGUGGUACUGGACGAAGUGUUCCUACGACUCCUCUGCAAGUUUCACCAGCCGCCGAUUUGCCACCUUCGACGAGUGGCGGAGUUUCGGAAGAACAGGAAACUCCCGUUUCCGGUACAGCGGCCGCGGUCACAACUGGAUCGUCUUCCAACGAUCCUAGUGGACAAUUGUCCAGUAUUCCGAGUAUACGCGUUACAGCCGACGGUCAAGAACACACUCACAUGGAAGCCGUACCCGGAUCGAGCACACUAACUCCAAACGACGGUGUUAGUUCUGAAAGUGAUCAGCAAACUGCUGAGGCUGGAGCAUCAGCGACAGGAGUCGUCGAUGACGAUUCGAUUGACACCGGUGUCGAUGAAGAGGAUGUUGAGGAGGAAGGACGCGAAGCUGAGGCUUCUCCAUCGAGCAAUACUCGACAAAGAUCCAUAAGAGCCGCGGCUGCUGCUGCAGCAGCGGCUACAGCUUCUGGAAGUCCUGCGGUUCGUGGUACGGGGUUGAGACGAGCAGCUCGCGGUGCUUUUAGGGUCGCUCGGGGCUCUAGGCCAACCCCUAUUGUUUGGGACAGUCAAGGUGGCCGUGGUCAAGGACAAGCGCGUGGACAAGCGACACGAGGCACACCGAACGAGGGUACGAGAGGACGCGGAGUUCGUGCAAGAGCUCGCAACAUGCGAUUGAAAUACAAUUACAAUCCGCGAUAUUGAACUUAAAAAUGGAGAGGCGUCGAUAAAAUUUCAUCAAGAAUCAUCGUGAAAAACUUUAUUUAAAUGGCAAAGCAUGUGACAGUGAUCGUCACGUGACGGAAAAAUAUAACGAAGACCAUCGAACCAUUUAGUGAUUCCGUAUAUCAAUGAGAAAUUUGAAGAUUUUAUCAUUGAUGACGGAUGCAAAUAUGAAUAUGAUAUACUUGGUGUUUUUUGCUGAAUGAUACAUCAGUUACGUAGAAACUUUUUUCCAAACAUUCGAAUAACGAGUGACUCUCAUUCCGUUCCGCAGUAAAUGCCGUCAAAUGAUUUCUUCAAAUAUUUUUAUUCCAUAUGCUGACUUUCAAUUUCUUCUUUUCUUCAUUUAACUUUUUUUAUCAAUAUUUGUCGAUGGUUUGUUUCAACUUUUCUACAAUUCCUACAAAUAAUAUGUUUCAUUUGUACAAUUUCAGUCAAUAACCGUAAACAUAAAGGAGCGAUAGGAAUGUGUAAUCCAUAAAUUCAUCGCUUAUUCGCUAUGAAGAUUCUUCCAAGAGACUCAAUCUCGUGAUUAACGAAUCGAACGAACUCUCUUUCAAUGCUGCGAUUCCAUUUAGUUUAUAAUAAACAAACGAAAGAUGCGUUUAAGACAAAUAACUAUUUCAGUAUGUGAAAUAACUGGACAUCGUCAUCAUUAAUGAAUAAAUAAUUAUUAAAAAGUGAAUGUAUAUAAUUUGACGAUAAACUUUGUAUCGCACAAGAA
Molecule: messenger RNA, 8337 nt
Organism: Venturia canescens
Lineage: Eukaryota; Metazoa; Arthropoda; Insecta; Hymenoptera; Ichneumonidae
Gene: Mgtor
Product: Megator
Exons: 11
Coding region: 141-7595 (2484 amino acids)
Biological process (GO): regulation of mitotic spindle assembly; protein import into nucleus; mRNA export from nucleus
Cellular component (GO): nuclear pore
Molecular function (GO): structural constituent of nuclear pore
Source: RefSeq, a predicted model, not a curated record